Ceratosolen solmsi marchali is the source of this 2073-nucleotide messenger RNA. RefSeq names its product COP9 signalosome subunit 1b (gene CSN1b). The record is from RefSeq and is a predicted model, not a curated record. Gene Ontology annotation, cellular component: COP9 signalosome. The transcript is spliced from 6 exons. NCBI's taxonomy places the organism in Eukaryota, Metazoa, Arthropoda, Insecta, Hymenoptera, Agaonidae. Bases 238 to 1683 code for a protein of 481 amino acids.
AAAAUUACUAAAAAUUGACAUUUUCUCAAAUUAUAAUCGCCGAGCCAGGAUAUAAUCAUGGCAUAAAUUCAAUAAGUUGAGAUGUUAAAAUCUCAAUUGUCAACAACAUAUAUGAAAAAAGAGUCGCUGUUAUUAUACAGGGUUAAGUUGCCAGUGUAGCUUUACAGCGAUUUUAGAAAUUCAUCAGAUAGUUUAUAUCUAUUUGUGAAAUAAAUUGUGCUCGAAUUAGGGACAACAAUGUUCUCCUUUGCUCAGCAAAAUGCAGUUGAGCCCAUGCAGGUUGAUGCACCUGCUGAAGACAAUGAUAAUACAGAAGAGGAACCAUACAUCGUUGAAAAUCCAACAUUGGAUUUAGAAGUCUAUGCAAAUAGUUAUGCAGGUUUAGCAAAACUAUUCAGGUUAAUGUAUAUAGCAGAUCAUUGUCCUACUUUGCGAAUCGAAGCUUUGAAAAUGGCUAUAACCUAUGUCAUGACAACAUAUAAUGUUUCAUUAUAUCUAAUAUUACAUAAAAAAUUAGCUCAGGCAUUAAGUGCUCCUGGAUUACCAGAUGUAGCUGCACAAUCUACAUCUCAAGAUAUACCAAUAGUCGAUCAAAUAUGGGUAGACUCGCGAUCAAAAAAAGCAGCUCUUAAACUUGAGAAAUUUGAUACUGAUCUUAAAAAUUAUAAGAGCAAUUCGAUUAAAGAAAGUAUAAGACGAGGUCAUGACGAUUUGGGUGAUCAUUAUUUAGAUUGCGGAGAUCUUGGAAAUGCAUUAAAGUGUUAUUCUAGAGCUCGUGACUAUUGCACUAGUGGCAAACAUGUUGUGAACAUGUGCUGGAACGUUUUGAAAGUAUCCAUAUAUCUUCAAAAUUGGACUCAUGUGAUUAGUUACGUUACGAAAGCACAGAAUACACCUGAUUUUCCAGAUGUACAUGGGAAGGAUAAUAAUCUAGCUAUAGUUACGAAAUUGAAGAUCGCUGCAGGUUUGGCGGAACUCGCCACCAGGAAAUACAAAUCUGCAGCUAAAUUAUUUUUACAAGCCUCGCUCGAUCAUUGUGAUUUUCCUGAAAUAUUAUCCCCUGGAAAUAUUGCUUUGUACGGCGGUUUAUGUGCAUUAGCUACUUUCGACAGGCACGAGUUGCAAAAGCAGGUGAUUUUCAGCAGUUCGUUCAAGCUCUUUUUAGAAUUAGAGCCGCAAUUAAGAGAUAUUAUUUUCAAAUUUUACGAGUCAAAGUAUGCGUCUUGCUUAAAGUUACUGGAUGAGAUUAAGGAUAAUAUUUUGCUAGAUAUGUAUAUUGCACCCCAUGUUAAUACGCUGUAUCUUCAGAUACGUAACAGAGCAUUGAUACAGUACUUUAGUCCUUACCUCAGUGCUGAUAUGAGACGUAUGGCAACGGCAUUUAACAGAACUGUUUCAGCCUUAGAAGAUGAACUCAUGCAACUUAUUCUUGACGGACAAAUUCAAGCUCGUAUUGAUUCUCAUAAUAAGAUAUUAUACGCCAAAGAUGUGGAUCAGCGUAGUACAACAUUUGAAAAGUCGAUAAGUUUAGGAAAAGAAUAUCGAAGGCGCACUCGAAUGUUAAUUUUAAGGGCAGCAAUUUUAAAGCAUCAAAUUCAAGUAAAGAGUCCACAGAGAGAAACUACACAAGGCGGAGAGAUGCCUGUAGCACCAGGAAACACAAGUCAAACAUCGAGAAAUUAAUAUAAUAGUGUUAUUAUUGACAUUUUGAUACAGAAGAACGUAUUCCAUUAAAGAAAAAGAAAGAAAAAAAGAAGAAAAUGUGGGUACUGAAAGACACUAUUAUAUAAGCACGUCUAAUCUCCUUUGUAUAUAAAAAGCAAUUUCGAUUGUACUUGAAGUUACAGUACUCUACGAGUUGACUUGCGAUCACUGCAGAAUCAGAUGUAAUCGCAGACUGACAUUUUUUUAUGGUUUAUCGAAAUUGUUUGCAUUUUCAUUUAAUUAUAAUUGAUAUCAACACAAACACAAUAACUCCUUUUUUGUAACGCAAUACAAUCGUGUUCUAACUUUGUUUAAACUCGCAAGAGGCUCAAUAAAAAAAAAAAUUAAAACCUCAAAUUUUUUUUUACA